Messenger RNA from Postia placenta MAD-698-R-SB12, 2537 nucleotides. RefSeq lists its product as hypothetical. Lineage: Eukaryota; Fungi; Basidiomycota; Agaricomycetes; Polyporales; Adustoporiaceae. The record is from RefSeq and is a predicted model, not a curated record. Gene Ontology annotation, cellular component: cytoplasm. Gene Ontology annotation, biological process: cytoskeleton organization; regulation of adenylate cyclase activity. The transcript is spliced from 16 exons. The coding region runs from base 1 to 2457 and encodes 818 amino acids. Gene Ontology annotation, molecular function: adenylate cyclase binding; actin binding.
AUGUCGUCGGGCGGCCUGCAUUCAUUGGCUACCAUUAUCAAACGGCUGGAAGCCGCAACUUCGCGCCUUGAAGACCUUGCGAACCUCCCAUCGCCGGGCUACGCUGCGGGACUGCAGACGUCCGCGGUGCCCUCCGCGUCUUCAGAGCCCACCCCCGUGCCUCCACCGCACGCAGCUCCCGCCCCUCCGGCUCCCGUGGUCGAGGUCCCGCGACAUGUGCAGGCCUUCGACGAGCUGGUCAUCGAGGGCAAGCUCAAGCCCUUCGUGGACCUGACGAAGGGCUUCGCUAGCACUGCUGUGGUAGAGCAGGCUUCUCUUCUGGAGAAGGAGUUCUCGGACCUGCGCUCUUUUCUUCUGCUAGCCGCGAACUGCAAGAAGCCUGAUCAGAAGACCUUCGAGUCGCUCCUCGCUCCGCUGCAGAAGGACAUCGAGGCAAUCACUCGUGCCAAGGAGGCAAACAGGAAGGAUCGCGACUGGUUUAACCACUUGUCAACGGUAGCCGAGGGAGCGCCAUGUGUUGGAUGGGUGACGGUGGAGCCGAAACCUGGUCCAUUCGUGGCCGAGAUCAAGGAUGCAACACAGUUCUACGCAAAUCGUGUGCUGAAAGAAUUCAAGGAGAAGGAUCCGAGACACGGAGAAUGGGUCAAGGGGUAUUCAGGGCUACUCGAGGAACUGCGCAAAUACGUUAUGGAAUUCCACACAACUGGGCUCGUGUGGAACGUGAAGGGUGUGUCCGUUGAACAGUACCAGUCAUCCACGCAAGGGGCGGCAGCUGCGGGUGGUCCACCUCCACCGCCACCGCCUCCACCACCCCCGGUCAUUCCCCCUCCCGCCGCGCCGGCUGCACCAGCUGGCGGUGUCGCGGCGAUGUUCGCUGAACUCAACAAGGGAGAAGAGGUCACAAAGGGCUUGCGGAAGGUCGACAAGAGCCAGAUGACACACAAGAACCCUGCGCUGAGAGCCGGUGGCACAGUUCCGAGCUCGACGGGGCCUGCAGUGGCGGCCAAGCGGCCAGUCAAGCCUACCAAACCUCAAGCGCUGGCAGGCAAGAAGCCGGCGAAGUUUGCACUUGAGGGUAACAAAUGGGUCAUCGAAUACCAAGAGAAUGAGUCGGCGCUCACGGUUGAGAACGUGGAGCUCAGCCAGACCGUCAACCUGUAUGGCUGCAAGAACACUACAGUGAUCGUGAAGGGCAAGGCGAACGCCGUGACACUAGUGAACUGCACAAAGACAUCCGUACUCGUCGAGAACGUCAUCUCGUCGGUCUCGGUGACCAGCUCGCCAUCGUUCGCGCUCCAGAUCACCGGAUACGCGCCGACGAUCCAGCUGGACUCGACCGACUCGGGGCAGAUCUACCUGUCGAAGGACUGCCUCGGCGUCGAGAUCACGACGGCGAAGUGCAGCAGCAUCAACAUAAGCUUGCCGGUAGAAGGCGAGGAGGAGGGUGUGUUCAACGAGGUGCCAGUGCCGGAGAUGUUCAGGACAGUCAUCCAGGGCGGAAAGCUUGUCACGACCACUGUCGAGCACGCUGCUCGCGGCCUAGACAGCGCGCGGUUAGGCCAGCCACAAAGGGGACCCGAUGGUCGCUACCAGCCCGUCGAACAGAUCUACCCGUUGGAACCGCCCUUCGUCGGCGGCUUCACACCCCCGGGUGCACCCAGUCCAACGUCCCACAAUGCGCUACCGCCGCUCCCUCCCCGACCGCCGCCCAAAGACGAUGACAUACAUCCAGGAAGGCUCGAUGGCUCCGUGCCCGACCCCGCUCGGGGUACAUGGAUUCCGCCCCGGAAGGACGCUGGCGUGGGCUAUGAGCCUGCCCGCGCAGGCGUCAACCCGAACGACUUCUGCGGUCCCGGCUUUCGUAGCGGGUAUGACCCCGUAUGGAUAGAUCUCCUCGAGAAGCACGCUGAGCAGCCCUUCCACGCGCUUGUGGGUGGUGGGGACCAGCUGUACUGCGACGGCGUCGUCCGUGAGCCUGAACUGCAGGAGUGGGUGACGAUGUCGAAAUCUGACAAGAAACGGACAUACCCUAUGACCGAUGAAAUAUUGGCGGCAAUUGAUCGGUUCUACUUCAAUCAUUAUUGCCAGACUUUCAGAAGCGGAGCAUUUGCGAGAGCCAACAGCUCAAUAUUGACGGCUUUGGCAGCUGUACGCUUUUUGUUUGUGCGAUCGUCCCGGUGGUACAUUGACAUGCUCCCAGAUCCUGACGAGUUGAUGAUUUCACCCGUUUUCCGAACCAUUGGAUCACGAGGAUAUUUCUUCUUUCUUCUUUUUCAAUGUUUCAUUAAUAUGGGCAUUGACGGGAGGGAUGACAAGCACCAUCCAUUCAAAUCGCUCGUCAUCGGCGCAGAUGGGCCAUUUGUCUCAUUUCCCUCUCAUUCGUUCUUGACGUACCUCGGCCCUCAAGUUUGGAUGCUCUUGCUUGAUUGCCGAACGAAGACUCAACCAAGUGUGUAGCACGCAGGAGUACCAGGCCGUGAUGAGCCGAGUUUAUGCACUCCCGAACACCGUCGAACAGCUUGUGAUACAGCUUGGUA